AAUGACAGCUUAAAAUCCGAUCCAAUUGAUAUGUUCACAUUCAAUGUGUAUGAAAUGUGGACUCAAUAUUUAAAUAUAAGAAAAUACAAGGUAUAUCAUUUCAAUCUAAACAAUAGUUAAAUCUAAAAUAAGUUUAGAAUUUAAUGUCCAAAAUGUCGUAAAUUGACACAUACUUAUGAUAUUAAGAAUUUAUUAAUUGAAAAUAAUGAAUUAUAUCUAAUUACAGAUUCAAGUGAAAUGGAAAAAGAAAUACUUAAUGAAGUAAGUUUCAUAUUCAAUCUAGAGUCAAUUCUCACUCUAAAAGAAUUAAUAAGAUGCUAUCUUGGGAAGAAGAUAAUCAAAUGCUUAUUAAAUUUAAGAAUUAUCUUAAACAAAUAAUAAGAAUGUCUAAAAAAUAGGUGAAAUGUUUACUGUCUAAGCCACUCAUAAUAAUCCAUAAAAUGCCUUUAAUAAUGCCUAAUUUAAUAAAAAGAAACCAAAUUUAGGAAGUGAAAGAAUAUCUCCAAGUAAAUAAAUAUAGAAACCAACCUAAUCAAAUCAUUAAAAAAAGUAAUCUUAUUAAAUCCCCUAAUAAGAAGUUGCAAUUGAAUGUAUUAAAUUAAAUAUUUUAAAGGCAAGGCUAAAACCUAAGCUAAUACAUCAAAUAUUUAAUAAAAUAAAAUUAAUGAUUUCUUUAAACCUAAUUCCAAUACUCCAGUUGCAACUCCAACAACUAUUGCAUCAUAAUUAUUAUUUCAAUAAACUGAUAAUAAAAAACCUAUUUAAUAAUAAGUCAUUUAAUAAUAAACCAUAUAUUAAUAACAAUAAUAAUAAUAUUAAUAAUAAUUAUAAUAGUAAAGUAAAACAGAUAAGGUAUUUGAAACUAAAUAAUAUUAUCCUGAAGAAAAGAAAUUAUCUACUCCAAAAUAUAAUGAAAUCAUUAAAGAAAAAGAGAAUCAACUUUUAAAAGAAAUUUCAAAAGAUAGUUCUAAUACAUCCAAAGAAAUAUCAGAUAACUCUAGACACAAAAGAAGUUCUACAGGUCUUAUUUAAGAAACUGAAGAAUAAGCCUCUGUUUAGAUUAUAUAAUCAUACUUUAAGAUGGUUUAGAAGAAUGUUAUGAAAUUAGAAAAAGAUGUAAUUGCUGCAGUUAACAAUAAAUAAGUUGAUCCUCAAAGUAUUUAUUAAAAACUCAAAAUGUUAACAACAAGAAUUAGUGAUAAUGAAGGUGAACUCAUUUAAUCCAUUAAAGUUAUGCAGAAAUUACAUUAAGAAAUAAUAGGACUUUCGACUCCAUCCUAACAUAGAAAAACUAGUUCUCAUUAAAAUACAAGUCAUAGAUAUACUAAUACAAGUAAUUAUGUGAAAAAUAUUGAAAAAAGUGAUUAAAGUAUUGGAGCCAUGCCUUAAGAAUUAAAAAUAUAUAAAAAGUUUUUAUGA
Molecule: messenger RNA, 1419 nt
Organism: Paramecium pentaurelia
Lineage: Eukaryota; Ciliophora; Oligohymenophorea; Peniculida; Parameciidae
Source: the annotation of a GenBank genome assembly